AGUGCCCAGUCUGUCUGAAAUCCAGAAAGAAGAAGAACCGACGCAGAGAAGAAGAACCUCAUCAGGAAGUUGUGUAGCGUGGUUGACCGCUGUUGACGUGAACGUUUCAACUGGCCAAAAUAUGGAAAGUCCGGAGUUAACGUUCACUUUAGCCUACACAGUUUUCUCUCUGUGCUUCGUAUUUACGCCCAAUGAGUUUCGUUCGGCCGGGUUGACAAUCCAAAACCUAUUUUCGUCUUGGUUGGGAAGUGAAGACAUGGAUUUCAUACAAUACCACGUCAAGAGGAGUAGCACUACCCUACUGGUCCACUCUGCACUGCCACUCGGUUACUUCAUCGGGAUGUGUAUCGCUGCUCCGGAGAAACAUCUGCAAUACGUUCACCAGAUGAGUGACAACUGGAGGGUGUUUGUUGUCCUCUCUGUGUGCCUCCUGUUGGCCAACUCUACACUCAUCAUCUACUGGUCCCGCAAUCGCUGGCACAACCAUCCUAUCAGCAGAGCUCUGCAGGCCCAUGUCCAACCUCCUCAUUCUAACUGGGGUUCAGUGGCCAGCAGCAUCAACACAGAGUUCAGACGCAUAGACAAGUUUGCUACAGGGGCACCUGGAGCCAGAGUUAUCAUCACUGACAGCUGGGUGUUAAAGGUGACCACCUACCAUGUCUACGUGGCUGCACAGAGUGACUGUCAUGUGACUGUGACCGAGUGCAGGCAGCACCAGCUGAGUCCCGACUCAGCCUCUCCCAUACAGCUGCUCACCCUCAGAGUGCACAGCAUCAACCCUGCUGUUAGACCUUUUGAUAUCAGGUUGAACUCAACAGAGUAUGCCGAGCUCAGAGAGAAGGUCCAUGCACCCAUCAGGAACUCUGCUAAUGUUGUGAUUCACCAAACAAUUAGUGAACUUUUCCUGGAAACGUUCCGAGCUCAUGUGGACCUCAACCAGCCCUACUCGCUCCCCAGUGGACAGGAAGUGGAGCCGUGUAUUGGCUGUAUGCAGGUGCCAGCAAACACCAAGCUGGUUAGACUUUGUCAUGGAGAUGGAGCUGACAUUGAGCCUGAGUGCGAGCAGUGUUUCUGCAGACCCAUGUGGUGUUUGUCCUGUCUGGGUCGAUGGUUUGCCAGCCGACAAGACCAGCAAAGACCUGAGACCUGGUUGUCCAGUCGAGUCCCCUGCCCCACCUGUCGAGCCAAAUUCUGUAUACUAGAUGUUUGUGUGAUACACUGACAAACACACACAAUAGACCCAGUUAUGGCAAGAUCCCUCGAAGAUGAGUAUAUGCUUGCCUCUCCAUCUACUUCCUUGUUCUGUUCUCAGUAGAGAGAACUGCGGUUAAGUGGUAAUAACUUAUUCAAUGAAUUUGAAAUGGAAAUGGAUACGUUGGAUUGUAAAUCCAAACAAAUCUGAAGACAAUCCGGAUCCUAAAAAGGAUUACGUUUGAUUCUAGAGCUUUCACUGUACAUUAUGUAUAGACCGAAUAAAUAUUGUGCACUUCAGUCCAGCAAUGGCAGCAUCCACACUUACUAACUUUGGGGGCCGCCAUUGGUCACAACUUCGCACUAUCUUCUAUUAAAGGUCAGAGGACAAAUAUUUAACAAAAAAAAUCUUGAUAACUCUAGACCCCCUUUACAAACUACAUCUUCCAUUUCCAUUACAUGUCAGAUAUAGCAGUUAAAUCGAUAAAUAUGAUUCAGAAUGCGGCGUCUGCUUUUUGCAUCCUUCCGAUCUUCGUCUCUUUCCGGCGCGGUGACGUCACACAAGCCAAACAUCCUGUUCAUUCGGCGUUGUGUGCUAUUGUUCCAUGCUGUUGUUCCCGUCCUUGUAUAUUUGUUGUCGCAUGAUUUAACGAUGUCACGAUGGUUUAUUGUGUGGCAUUUGGUUGUACAAAUUGUAAAGGCAGCGGCAAGAGUUUUUUGUUUUGGCUUUCCAAGUGAAAAAGGAAUACGUGACCAGUGGAUAUGCAAAGUCAAUCGACAGGGGAAGAAACGUGCUCAGCUAAGGGUGCCUAGCAAGCAUUCCAAACUGUGCUGAUCACUUCGAACCGGCGUGUUUUGAGCGUUGGAUACAGAGGUAGAGGCUGAAACCAGCUGCGGUGGCAACUAUUUUUCCUACGGCCAUCGGGACCUCCUUGUAUAUACCUACGACUCUAUUAUGGUUAGUAUGCACUGGGGAGUAGGAAAAAAAGACCCACGCAGUAGUUUUCAGUACUGUCGUCUGUACUUUUGCCUAUAUGACAAGCCAACAGACACACGGCAAAGACUUUGUGUGCGGCGUGUUAUAACGCAACUGGAGCAAGGGGCACACAAUAUAUAGGAAUACUGCAUCCUAUGUAAAAGCUUGUGCCGUGUCACUGAAACAUAUAUGAAUAUAUAAUAUGUAUAGUCGUGCUGAAAAAUAUUGGCACCCCUGCCAUGACUGUAUAAAAAGACAUGAUUUUGACAUACCGUCACAUUCAGCCACUGGCCACUCUCUUUUUCUGUUAUACAGCUGCUACUUGGCUGCUCGUGGUUGUCACUGUCUGAUCGGCUCAAAUGUACGCUUUGACGAUGUUCAGUUGGGUGCUCCUGUACGUCGAAAUCCAGCUCCUUCACAUAUUCCAACACAUUGCUCGUGAUUGCGUAUGGUGUGUAGCGUGCAGUCUUUGUCAAUUGCAACGUCACUUCUGGUAGCCCUUGCGGUGGAUAGAGUAACCACACCCCGGCGUCUUGAGCUUCGGGUAUGUUCGGGGAGGACUCAAUAUGUGUCAUAAAAACUGAAUUUUUAGCUAAACUAUGGUUGAAAACUUGCUGGAAAUUACAUGCAUGUAUUACAUAACAUAAACAAUGCAAAUGUGAAUUUUAACUGACCCCAUAACAUCUUUGUCAUCUGACCUUUAACACUUGAUGGAAGUGCUGCUUCUGUCUCCUCAUACAUCAAUCGAAGAAACAUGCAAACCUCAGUGCCUUUGUUGACCUCUGCCCAUGCAUGUAUUCUUUUUCAAAAGCCGUAAUACUAUUAUUGUUGGCGAGUCAAAUUGAUUCCAAACAGCUUGAUUUUGGUCUCAUCUGAUCAUCUCAUUACCUUCUCCCAAUCAAUCAAGUGUUCAUUGGCGAACUUCAGAUGGAUCUGUACAUGUGCCUUCUUGAGCAGGGGGACCUUACAGGCCCUGCAGGAUUCACACACACAAAUUACACUGCAGUUCCUACGCCACAAUAUGGACAGGCUUUUAAAAGUGUUAUAAGUAAGUCACAUGAAAUAGUUUCGUUUUUUACUUUCAACCCCUCAACAUUUUCAGCAGCUUCAGACCUAGCCAUAGAUAUAGUUUUCAGUAUUUGUUUUAUGUAUUAUGCCCUUUUUGGACAAUAAAAGCAGUAUUGUCUUAUGACUCUAAAUAUGCCAUGUUUUCAAACAAAUUCAAUGUGGAAUAUUUGAUGUGCGGUAAUUACAGCUUUGAAUAAGUCAAUAAGUCAUAACUUUUUUUUGGUUUGUUUGUUUAUUUGUUUUUUUGCACAUUUUCAUUUUGGAGCAAUGACAGUUCUUUUAAGAGAGAUCACACUGGUGUUCCUAAGUCAAUGGACAGACUCUUAGUGUUUUAAGUCAUAUGAAUAUUUUAUAUUUACAUUAUUUAUAUUUUUACUUUCAACCCCUCAAAAUCUUCAGUAGCUUUACACCUACCCAAAGAUAUAAAGAUUUGAACAUUUAUUUUGUUUUAUGCCUCUUUUGGACAAUAAAAUCAGCAACCAUCAAAAACAAUGAAGAAAUUAACAUUGAACUACUAACGAACAUAUAACUAUAACUAACAAUAAUGAACGCUGAGCAAGUUCAAAUGCAAUUUAUGUUCUAUCUAAUACAAACAAUCUUCCCAAAUGGCCUGCAUGUGCAUUUUGCAGAUAUAUUGAGCACAAUUUGAGCUACAAUAAAAAAAGUCACAUGGGGCACAUGAGUGACCGCCGGCGGCAGGAGUACAUGCCACAAACCUGCAAAAAAACAAAAACAUGACAACUACUCAAAGACCGUUUUGGAAAAGAGACACAUUUCCUCCCCUCCUAGCCCCAAGGGAAAAACAAAACUAACACUACAGUAAAUAACAAAUAAUUGAUGCAUAAUUGUGCUUACCUGGUCCAGGUGAUCAACACUGCCUUUACAUGCAUUGUAGUCGAGGAUAAUUUUGGACUUUUUCUCCCCAGUCUCCUCUACCUCAAAAGAAGGAUGUUAUUUUCCUUUUUUUUGGGCACUUAGGAGACCAAGGUCCGGUUGCCGGUAAAUGCAAACACGGAUGAAAGAGACUGUCCAAUGUUGAGGUGCUCUUGGGGAAGCUCGGCCUUGUUUUUCCUCCAAGUGCCUACCAGCGCCAAUCUGUUGUGACCGUGUGGCCCUGCAGCAUGUGGCACAGCUGCAGCACGACUCUCAUUCCUUGAUUUUUCUCCCUCUGUGCUGCAGCAGGCCUCCCCGUGUACGCUUGCAGAUUCCAAGCGUAUGCCGUCUGUACAUCGCAGAUGGGUCCAUAUUGAGCCCAUAUUUUGCUGGUUUGGGGGGAAUAUACUGUUUGAAAGAGCAGCGGCUCCUAAAAGGGACCGGCUGGUCAUCCACGCAUACAUUCCUCCACCGGUUGAACAUUUUGGGCCCCCACAGGCUCCUUGCUACGUGCUUUUCGGAUAUAUUACAAUAGCAGCCCCGACCUCCAGGAGCUUGCUGUUUUACCUGAGUGCAUGAAGGUGUUGGAUAAAUGAGUGGGAAAAUGGAGAGACAAAAACGAACAAACAAGGGUGCAGACUGCAGAGAGUUUUUCUGAGCUGUUGUGGAAUGUGUCAAAAUAACAUUCGCUGGAGUGGCUACCUCAACAUCUACAGCAAUGCUCCCACAGCAAUAUAAAAGUGUUUUUGGUCCACAUUGAAUAUGAGUAAGGCAGUGUUAAAUACUUUUGAGAUAUAGUUGCUUUGUAUAAAUUCAUAAAGCAGCCCUGUUUUUAGUCAGAUACAAAUGCAUGUUCUAGUUUUUUUUUAAAGGAGGGAGCAUCUUUUAACCUAAGAAAAUAGAGCUAGUAGAUCAGAGAAAUUCAGAAUAUAUAUAGAUAGAUAGAUAGAUAUAGAUGUUGGUUGUGAUGCGCUAAUUAUGAUAUUAUAAUAACAUAAUAUUUAAAUUGACAUUUUGAUCUAGCAGGCUUUAAUGCAGGUGGUAAUGAAGGCUGAUUGGUGACAGAUGCGUGGCCGAGGAGGUGCUGAUUACUGCGAAGAGAGAGACAGAGAGAGAGAGGGGCGCAAAGCGCCACCCGAACUCCAACAGAAGUACUGCAGGGCACAGCACAUGACACAGUCAUUGCCAACAAUGGCUAUAUAACAAAGUAUUGAGAUGAACUUUUGUUAUUUACCAAAUACUUAUUUUCCAACGAGUGGAGGACAGAGGAGCCUCUUCAAGAAGAGGUUACAUAUCUGUGAGAACCAGAAAUCUUGUUUUUUUGUAGGUGACCAAAUACUUAUUUUCCACCAUAAUAUGCAAAUAAAUUCUUUAAAAAUCA
Molecule: messenger RNA, 5489 nt
Organism: Phyllopteryx taeniolatus (common seadragon)
Lineage: Eukaryota; Metazoa; Chordata; Actinopteri; Syngnathiformes; Syngnathidae
Gene: tmem129
Product: transmembrane protein 129, E3 ubiquitin protein ligase
Exons: 7
Coding region: 122-1222 (366 amino acids)
Biological process (GO): protein ubiquitination
Cellular component (GO): membrane; endoplasmic reticulum
Molecular function (GO): ubiquitin protein ligase activity
Source: RefSeq, a predicted model, not a curated record